Molecule: messenger RNA, 2148 nt
Organism: Fusarium falciforme
Lineage: Eukaryota; Fungi; Ascomycota; Sordariomycetes; Hypocreales; Nectriaceae
Exons: 4
Coding region: 1-2148 (715 amino acids)
Source: RefSeq, a predicted model, not a curated record
AUGUACCAACAAAAUAACCCCUACGGCCCACAGCCUGUAAACUAUGACUACCCACAACAGACGCCCUUCUCCGAAAAGUCUGGCAUUCCCAACGAUCCCGCCCUCGCGCCCGUCACCGUGUCGACUCAAGAGCAAUACCCUCCGCGUACGACACCGCCCGACAAGAAGCUCACAAGCUCACGAUGCGGCUUUGUCACUGCCGGCUUCUUCUUCCUCGCCCUGUACUCGACCGUUAUGAGCGGUCUCUGGCUCGCGACGGCCAUUGUCCAACCGCGAUGGGGUGACAUGAUCUCUGCCAAGAAGGGACGUCUGUCGCCCUCGAAUGCGGCUUUGAUCUCUCAACUUCUGAGCAAGACGGUCGAGAUUUCUUUCGCCACUAUCUUUAUCGGUUACCUCGGACAAGUCCUUAGCCGACGCGCCAUGGCUUCGAAGACAAAGGGGAUCACGCUUGCGGACAUGACCAUGAAGAAAUGGGUAGUCCAGCCUGGCUCGGUAUUCACUCACCUCGGUGCCGUCUCGCUGGCUGGCUUUACCUUUCUUGGUGUCAUGUCGUUUGCCGUCUUGAUCGCCACCUUUCUCUACACAACGGCCUCGGAAGCCCUUGUGGCCCCAAAGCUCAAGUACAGCCCCUGGAAAGAUGCGAAUCUGCAGGCUACUGUGCAUACGUGGUACGGUAACCCCGUAUAUGCAGCCAGGCAAUGCCAGCCUCUUCUCAAGCAGAACCCCGGCUCAGACACUGACCUCUGGGACAUGGAGUCGUACUAUGAGUUUUUCAACUGUCUGAUCCUUCAGUUCAGCUCCCAGUCGUCCCAUGAUUUGUACUCUUAUCUCAUUGAUUGGAACAACACGGAUGCUACUGACAUUGAGCUUGCCGACCGCCCUGCUGGAAGUACCAUGGUCGACAACAACGUCACCAUGCAAGCCUCCUGGGUUGAUGCCAAGUACAAGGACGUUCCAGAGCUUUACAAGAAAUGGGGAAGAAUCAUUGACAACGCCACCAUUGCUCUCCCCCACCCUCGAGUCUGGGAAGCGUUCCGGUCGCCGGUUAAUGGUAUUCUGCAGCCAGAGGAUCUCGGGGGACUUGGGGGUAUCAACAUCAAAGCCCGUGUUUCUUCACCUACACUCAAUGUGCUCUGCGUCAACAUGGACGGCAAUGAACUCCAGCCAAUAAUCUCCGAAACUUGGUCAGAUGGCGAGGACAAGAACACUACGGAACGGAGGCAGGACCAAGAAGCCAAGCCCGGCAUCACUGUAGUUGAUGAUGUCUUUGGAUGGACUGAUCUAGGCGGGAGAGACCGUCCGCUAUUUGCAAAGUACCCCGAAGACUAUGGCAUGCUGUUCCCUGAAAUGGUUAGAUCAGAUGGUGCUACUCAGUACAUUCUGACAAAAGCGCCUAACUUUGGAAACUACACCCUCUGCACACCGCAACCAGCAUUGGAGGCGCAUUGUGCAGACACAACCGAAACGGCAGCACUGAUUGAUGAGAGUAUUGGGUUUUCCGUCAUGGGACCUAUUCUAGCUGAAGCUCUCAAGCUAUUCAACGUCGACACCCUGGGUUUAUCCAGCAACCCAAGCCUUGUGACACGCCUUGCUCUCAAAAAACCAGAGCUCCCAGCCGACUUUCCUUCAAUGGCCGAAGCUUUCUGCGUGUUUACUCUUGCAUCAUUAAGCAGCUCGGCUUUGGGAACAACCUUUCAACACAAGUGGGACUACGGCGCCUUCGAUCCUCGAGCGAACAAGGACUUGUUCCACGACUACGGCAGGGUGGAGGUAUUUCAUGCGUCAAUCUCGAGUCAGCAGUAUACAUCCGGUCACAUUGAUGACUGGCAAAAGGCCUUCUAUGCCGUUCUAGCCUUUGUCUUUGUCACGAACCUGAUGUGUCUUCUCUACUUUGUCUUUCAUUUCGGGUUGGUCGCCGACUUCACUGAGCCAGAGAAUCACUUCGCGCUUGCCAUCAAUAGCCCUCCAACCGAGAAGAUGGUGGGGAGUGCUGUUGAUGGCCCGCACAGAAGUCAUAUGGCUGUGCGUUGGAGGAUCUCGGCUGUUGCAAACUCCAGUGGCUACUGCUUUGAGCCUGUGUCAAGUGAGUCGGCUGGGAAUACACAGACAGCGUCUGGUGUUUACCAGCGAGUAUCACCACAUGAAUGA